Molecule: messenger RNA, 1284 nt
Organism: Dicrocoelium dendriticum
Lineage: Eukaryota; Metazoa; Platyhelminthes; Trematoda; Plagiorchiida; Dicrocoeliidae
Source: the annotation of a GenBank genome assembly
AUGCAACUCACAUCGUCGCCAGAACAACUGGAAGUGAGUUUUGGGAUUAAUCGGUCGGGUGAGGAGUCUGCUUCUCGGAGGUCAACCGUGGAUGAUCCACCGGGAACAGCUGAGGAAGCCCUUCCCCAUUCGACGGCUGCACAGUUGGAAAUGGAUUUAUAUCAAACAAGUCUUGUACUUCCCCCGAUUCCCUCACCUUUGAUCUGCAAAGAAGACAAUAAAAUAACUGGAGGUGAAACGGUUGACGGUAGCGAUGGGGCAGGGAAGGCGGCCACAAACCACGCUUGUGGUCCGGCGGGCCCAGAUCACCUCCAGUAUGACGCAACCGAAACACUGGAAGUUCAGUUAAACAGACCACGUGAGAAAGGACUGGGAUUGACGGUGGUCGGUUAUGUGUACAAACGGCAUUCACAAGAUACACACUAUCAAUACGGUAUUUUCAUCCGGGCAAUCACUCCGGGUAGCGUCGCUGACAAGUCCGCUCAACUUCAAGUUCAAGAUCAAAUAGUGAAGGUCAACGACAAGGCUCUCUUGGGGUUAGAUAACGUGAAUGCUGUCGCUGCGCUCAAAGAGGCUGAAAAUCCCAUCGUGCUGUCCGUGCUGCGUCAUAGAAAAGGGUUUCUUCAUGAACAGCUGAUGCAAGCAGAUUCAAGGCACCUAUCACUGUCCUUAUUCCGCGCACACAACAAUGCACGUGAGCAAGAACGAAAAGCAGUCUACGAGUACUCAAAGACGGACCGAAAUACCACAUUAGUUGAUCUGUGCACACAAGGUGAACAACUCAUACAGAGAGAUGAUCCGAAGAACCGCUCCUUCAGUUUGGAUGCUAUUAAAAGUCCCCUUAUUUUGGAAUUGAUUGAAGACUUGGAUUUUGGAAAUUCGUUCACUACACACAGCUCUACUCUUGAGACCCCUCUCCUCUUACCAGAAGAUGAAAAGCUCCUUGAACUAGGGCAAAAUGAGAAAACAAGAGGCUCAAAUUGCAGCGAGCUUUCUGCGCAAUACAGCUCGCUUGAGAAGUUAGUAACUUGCCAACGACAACACAACGAUACCACCAACAACCAGGACGGUUUUUGGCUGAGUGCUAAACACUCGAACAUGCCAAACGGUCUGUGGUCUACCGAAAGAAAUGGAUCGACCAGCUGUUCCAAGAAUUCUGCUAGAAAAUUUUCUCCAACGGGUAUGACAGCCACGCGUAAUCUGCCGAUUGAUUACAGUCUAUUUUAUGCAUCUGGUGUCCACUUAUGGUAUCCCUCAAUACGAUUCGACGUGUCAGCACCUUAA